This is a messenger RNA of Catharus ustulatus (Swainson's thrush), 3459 nucleotides long. RefSeq names its product solute carrier family 25 member 12 (gene SLC25A12). The coding region runs from base 1218 to 3041 and encodes 607 amino acids. Gene Ontology annotation, molecular function: L-glutamate transmembrane transporter activity; L-aspartate transmembrane transporter activity; calcium ion binding. The record is from RefSeq and is a predicted model, not a curated record. The transcript is spliced from 16 exons. Gene Ontology annotation, biological process: malate-aspartate shuttle; aspartate transmembrane transport; L-glutamate transmembrane transport. NCBI's taxonomy places the organism in Eukaryota, Metazoa, Chordata, Aves, Passeriformes, Turdidae.
AGCACUAUUGCCUUCUCCCAUUACUGCUGUACAAGACUGGUUUGCUUUAUUGGAACUCAUUAAGGUAGUUCUUAAAACAGAUGACUAUUCACUUCCAAAAUGUUUAUUCCUCACUGUUAUGAGUGCACGUUCUUAGAAAUUUAUGUGAUGACCUCUAAAUUAGAAUUUGGUUUAAACUUUCCUGUUAUCUAUUUAGUACAAUAGGAUUUCACUGCUGCUGAAAGCACUCCUGUGUCUUCAGACUGCAGGCACUGGUUUUGAAAUUAGGAUAAAUGCCCUCUCUGAAGAAUAUACUCACAUAUAUAUAUAUGUGCCAAAACAAGCAAAAGUAUUUUCUUCCCCCUUCAGAAUUUCACAGUAGUAACUGAAAAUUCUUCGUUUUAACUGCUUGUUUCUGGGUGCUCUUUUUAUCAGCAUAUUAUUCUUAAAUCUGGAAAUGUGUUCUUAAGUGAAGUCCCCAAGAAAGAUGUUCAUAUUAUUUUGAUAUUUCACCUAAUGAAGAGUCACAACAGAGGUAUACAUAAUGUCUAAAAAGCUGUGUUGUGUGGGGAAAAAUUAGAAAAGACUUCAGUAGGAAAAAAGGAAAGACAGAAGAAUUACAAACACAUAGGUUACUUUGUGUGCUUUUGAAGGGUAGCAGUACAGAAGAAAUCAGAGGAAAAGAAAUUUUUUUUAAAUGUUACAGAUAAAAUGGAAGGUGAGUGAUUUGAUAUUGUUAUGGACUCUGUAAUGCCGUGGGUUCACUGGAUGAUACUUGAGUAGUGAUUGGGUGGGAAGCUCCAUCAUUCUGUUUAAUCCAGCUCCUGUUAUCUCUGCCCUAGUGGCUAAUGGAGGAUCACAGAGGCUAUCCCUGCUCUUAGGCAUUGCAAGUUGAAUAUGUGGAUAGGAAAUUGAAUGUGUCUAUCUUCUUUUGCUGUAGGCACUGUUAUAGUGAGACUGCUGAAGACAUCUUCUUUCAGGUUCAGGCUUCUAUGAGUACUUCUACAGAGAUCAGCACUUGAUUUUGUCAGUUAUAAAGCUUCCUGGUUAGGAAUUAAUUUGUGUGUCAUCUUUAUGCAUAUAUGUGAGAUACAUUUUGAAAUGAUAGUAUUUACAAUUAUUAUAAAGGAACAUUUGUUUCUUUGAUACUAACCCUUUAUUUAUCAAGAUCAUCCUUCGGAUGAAAUUGACUUUGCAUGUGAAGAGCCAUUCUCAUAUCUCUGAUUUUUCUGGCUAAAAUGUGGUUGAUUUCCUUCCAAGAAUUUGUGGCAUUUGAGUCUGUUUUGUGUACUCCAGAUGCAAUAUUCAUUGUUGCUUUUCAGUUAUUUGACAGGAAUGGCAAUGGAGAAGUAACAUUUGCAAAUGUCAAAGAAAUAUUUGAACAAACCCUUAUUCAUCUUCAAAUCCCAUUCAACUGGGACUGUGAGUUUAUUCGACUGCAUUUUGGACAUAACAGGAAGAAGCAUCUUAACUAUGCAGAGUUCACUCAGUUUCUUCAGGAGCUGCAGUCAGAACAUGCAAGACAAGCCUUUGCACUGAAGGACAAAAAUAAAAGUGGUGUGAUAACUGGGCUGGACUUCAAUGAGAUCAUGGUUACUAUUCGCUCCCAUAUGCUAACUCCAUUUGUGGAAGAAAAUUUAGUUUCAGUAGCUGGUGGAACUGUAUCACAUCAGGUCAGCUUCUCCUUUUUCAAUGCAUUUAAUGCCCUUUUGAAUAACAUGGAUCUUGUUAGGAAGAUAUACAGUAAUAUAGCAGGUACAAGAAGAGAUGUUGAAGUCACAAAAGAGGAAUUUACACACUCUGCAAUCCACUUUGGACAAAUUACACCACUGGAAAUAGAUAUUCUCUACCAACUUACAGACUUAUACAGUGUUACUGGGCGCUUAACUUUGGCAGAUAUUGAGAGAAUAGCACCACUGGCUGAAGGUGCAUUACCUUACAACCUGGCUGAGCUCCAAAGGCAGCAAUCUUUUGGAGAAAUAGGCAGACCUAUUUGGCUUCAGAUAGCUGAGUCAGCUUACAGGUUCACUUUAGGCUCAGUUGCUGGAGCUGUUGGUGCUACUGCAGUAUAUCCCAUAGACCUGGUGAAAACUCGUAUGCAGAAUCAGCGCACCACAGGUUCAGUCGUAGGAGAGUUGAUGUAUAAAAACAGCUUUGACUGCUUUAAAAAGGUUUUGCGUUUUGAAGGCUUUUUUGGUCUUUACAGAGGCUUGUUACCACAGCUGAUAGGUGUUGCUCCAGAAAAGGCUAUUAAGCUAACUGUUAAUGACUUUGUCAGAGACAAAUUUACUAAGAAAGAUGGUUCCAUUCCAUUCCCUGCAGAGGUCCUUGCUGGAGGCUGUGCAGGAGGUUCCCAGGUCAUCUUCACUAAUCCUCUGGAGAUUGUAAAGAUUCGGUUGCAGGUAGCAGGAGAAAUUACUACAGGACCCAGAGUCAGUGCCCUCUCUGUUAUAAAAGAUUUGGGCUUUCUUGGUCUUUAUAAGGGUGCCAAAGCAUGUUUCCUCAGAGACAUUCCCUUUUCUGCAAUCUACUUUCCGGUUUAUGCUCAUAGUAAAAUGAUGUUUGCUGAUGAAAGUGGCCAUGUGGGAGGGCUUAAUCUCCUUGCAGCUGGAGCCAUUGCAGGUGUGCCUGCUGCUUCUUUGGUAACCCCUGCUGAUGUCAUCAAGACAAGACUGCAAGUGGCAGCUCGCGCUGGUCAGACAACAUACAGUGGAGUUAUUGACUGCUUCAGAAAGAUUCUAAGGGAAGAAGGCCCUUCAGCUUUAUGGAAGGGAGCUGGAGCUCGCGUGUUCAGAUCUUCACCCCAGUUUGGUGUUACUUUGGUCACUUAUGAGCUUCUGCAGAGAUGGUUGUAUGUUGAUUUUGGAGGCCUGAAACCUGCUGGAUCAGAAUCUACUCCAAAAACACGGAUUUCAGAUCUUCCUCCUGUUAAUCCUGCACAUAUAGGAGGAUACAGACUUGCUACAGCUACAUUUGCUGGUAUAGAAAAUAAAUUUGGUUUAUAUCUUCCAAAGUUUCGAGCUCCUGCUACCACUUCAGCUCAAGCACACAGUAGCAGCUGAGUCCUGAAAAGAUGUUUCAAAUGAACAAAGUUGAUGCCGUGGAAAGAGUUCACAAGAGUACUGCUGUAUUUUUUUCCAGUCAGCUGCAUGUGUUCUAGCUGAACUGAGCUUGCAAAUAUAAUUGCUCCUUUCAAAUAUUCAUACAUACCUGCAUUUAUUUAUUUACACACAAGGAACUGAUUGAAGCUGUGGUUCUCUGCCUUGUUUUAACCAGUGGCAUGAAGCUGUAACCUAGACUUUGCCUUGCACAGCUUGCAUUUAAUGUUACUGUACAUAUUGUACAUCUUUGUACAGAGACAUCAGGGCAUCUAUACACGUACAUUUAUAUAAUGGGUAUUGCAGUUCAAAAUAGUUUGAAAUGUACAGAUGUUUUGAAGGUGUUUUGUUAACAAUCGUGACAAUAAAAUGUUUCAAAACA